AUGUCAUACUGCACAACCACGGUAAUGAAACACUGUGAUCUGUCAAAAUGGGCUUGUUUUCUGUUUGUGGUUAAGCUGGAAACAUAAACAACAACCAACGCUUGACGAUCAGCAAAAAUGCUAGCCAAGAGAAGAAGCCUCAUCAAUUCUGACGAAAAGCGAAAAGCGCUGCAAAAUGUCGUGAUUGCACGGGGCCGCCUGAAGGGUGCAUUAAAAACCGUCACCAAAUCAUCCGACGAAGAUAGCACCAGCUUUGACGACAGCGAUGAAGACACGCAGGUGAAGCGAAAACGCGUAGAGGCCCCCGCCGUCCAUCAGCCGUACAUCAUAACGCUGUUUAACCGUGGCAUUGAUUUGGCCCGCUUUCGCGACAAUUCACCACUGUAUCCGAUGUGCCGGGCCUGGGUAAGGAACAAUCCGCGGGAGAAGGUGGAGGAGUCUGCCGUGUCUAGCACAAAACCGCGCGUUGCCGUAAAGCGCGAGCACAAUCCCGAUAUCGUAACUCAGUUUACGAAUGGAGAGCUGCAAGAGAUAACGCAAAUGCCCCGACCACAACACACGAAUCUGAAACCGUUCCUCACGAUUAAAGCGCAACCAGUCGGUGAUUUUGAUAUCGAUAAAUCGUCCAAGGAUAAGGAUGAUUUGCUUGCUGACCAUCUGGUACGUUGGAAGAAAGUUCGCGAAACUAACAUAGAACACCGGAAGCAGUAUGAGCAAGCACGAUUCAGUACAAGUUUUAAGUUACUAGAAGCAUUGAAAAAAUGACGUACUCAGACGCCGCAGUUCGAUUUUUAUUUGUACACAAUUGUAAUUACAUGUCCAUUACGAGAGUUCUUACAGAUCAUAAAACAAAGCGUCAACCAACAAAAUAUUGAAUAAACUACGAUUUGCACGAAUCAGCAA
Molecule: messenger RNA, 903 nt
Organism: Anopheles stephensi (Asian malaria mosquito)
Lineage: Eukaryota; Metazoa; Arthropoda; Insecta; Diptera; Culicidae
Gene: mip40
Product: protein lin-37 homolog
Exons: 2
Coding region: 118-765 (215 amino acids)
Biological process (GO): negative regulation of transcription by RNA polymerase II
Cellular component (GO): transcription repressor complex; Myb complex
Source: RefSeq, a predicted model, not a curated record